GUUGGCCUGUUUUGAGAGAUGUAACUUGCUGUACAAGUUCAGGAUUUUUUCUCUGUGGUUGAACAACCAGCUGCAGAAUAAAGGUUAGUCACCAUGGUCUCUUGCUACAUCAAUUAAAGUGUACCUUACUUGAACUAAACAGGCUCCUGUACAGGAGUUCAGGACUCUACCUCUGUGAUAAACACCAUGGCAAAUCCAGUGGCAAAACUAAAGCUGGACUACUCUUUCAAACAACUUUCACACAAGCUCAUUGUUUAUGAAGUGUAAUCCAUUCCAGCAGAAGAGACCAGACUCUUCAGGACUCAGGACUUCAGGACUGUUUGUGCAAUCUUUAAUAAUAUUCAACGAUGGAGACUCCUGAUUUGGACACAGAUAACUUGUCCCCGCCCUCAAAAACAUGUAAACACCAGGGAAAGGGAUCAGAAUCACCAGCACCCAGCUGUAUCUCCAUGAAGAGUGAUCAGUCUAGGGAGCUUCCUCUGGAGUUUAAAGAUGGAGACUCCUCACUUCUACACAGCUCCAGGGUCUGCAGUGGCUGUCAGUGUGGAGUUUCACAUGUUCCCCCCUUGUCUGUUGUUCCACAAAAGGCAGGAGACAGAAUAAGAAAGAUCAUCAGAGAUACAGGACACGACCAAGAAUCUGCUGCUGUGAAAGAAUUCCAGAAAGAGUUCAAAUUAAAUCUGAUGAAGAAGUUUCAGUGUUUGAAUGGAGUGAUAAUAAACCUGGGAAACCAAACACUCCUGAAUGAGAUCUACACAGAGCUCUACAUCACAGAGGGAGACAGUGGAGAUGUCAAUGAUGAACAUGAGGUGAGCCAGAUCGAGGCAGCAUCCAGGAGAACAACAACAGAGGACACACCAAUCAAAUGCAAUGACAUCUUUAAGCCCUUAUCUGAACAAAAUGAACCCAUCAGAACUGUGCUGACAAAGGGAGUCGCUGGCAUCGGAAAAACAGUCUCUGUGCAGAAGUUCAUUCUGGACUGGGCUGAAGGGAAAACAAAUCAGGACAUCCACCUCAUAUUUCCACUUCCUUUCAGAGAGCUGAAUCUGAUGAAGGACCAGAAACUGAGUCUGAUUGAGCUCCUUCAUUUCUGUUUUAAUGAAACAAAAGAAACAGAAAUGUCCAGGUUAGAAAAGGUUCUGUUCAUUUUCGACGGAUUGGACGAGUGUAGUUUUCCUCUGGAUUUCCAGAAUACAGUGAGAGUGUGUGAUGUUACUGAAUCAGCAUCAGUGCAUGUGCUGCUGAUAAACCUGAUCAAAGGGAAUCUGCUUCCCUCUGCUCUCAUCUGGAUCACCUCCCGACCAGCAGCAGCUGAUCAAAUCCCCUCUGAGUGUGUCCAUCGAGUCACAGAGGUACGAGGGUUCAAUGACCCACAGAAGGAGGAGUACUUCAGGAAGAGAAUCAGUGAUCAGAGCCUGGCCAAUAACAUCGUCACACACCUGAAGUCAUUAAGAAGCCUCUACAUCAUGUGCCACAUCCCAGUCUUCUGCUGCAUUUCAGCCACUGUUCUAGAGAGAAUGUUGGGUGAAGCAGAGAGUGGAGAGAUCCCCAAAACUCUGACUCAAAUGUACACACACUUCCUCAUCAUUCAGACAAACAUCAUAAGAGAAAAGUACUCAAAGAAGCAGGAGAGUGAUGAAGAAAUGCUUCUUAAACUGGGACAGCUGGCUUUUCAGCAACUGAAGAAAGGGAACCUGAUCUUCUAUGAGGAAGACCUGAGAGCGUGUGGCAUUGAUGUGAGAGAAGCAGCAGUGUACUCAGGUGUGUGUACGCAGAUCUUCAGAGAGGAGUUUGGGCUUCACCAGAGUAAAGUGUACUGCUUUGUUCAUCUGAGCAUUCAGGAGCACCUCGCAGCUCUGUAUGUGCACCUGACAUUCAUGAUGGAAAAGAGAAAUGCUCUUAGUCAGUAUCAGUUCUUUGAAAGAGGAAUGAGAAACAAUACAAUCUCAGAUGUACACAAGAGUGCUAUAGAUCAGACCUUAGAAAGUCAGACUGGACAUCUAGAUCUUUUCCUUCGCUUUCUUCUGGGUCUCUCACUGAAGUCCAAUCAGAAUCUAUUAAAGGCCUUAGUAACACAGACAGGAAGUAGCUCCCAGAGCAUAGAGGAAACAGAUCAGUACAUUAUCAAGAAGAUCAGUGAAGAUCUUCCUACAGAAAAAUCCAUCAAUCUGUUCCACUGUCUGAAUGAACUGGGUGAUGAUUCUCUAGUGGAGGAAAUCCAACACUACCUGAAAUCUGGAAAACAAAGUGAACUCUCUUCUUCACAGUGGUCUGCUCUGGUGUUUGUGUUACUGACAUCAGCACAGGAGCUGGAAGAGUUUGACCUGAGUAAAUAUUACAGUACAGAUAAGAUACCAGUAACUGUUCUUCUGAAGCUGAUCCCUGUGAUUGCAGCCUCUAGAAAAGCAAUUAUCAGGUGUGAUUCACUUGAAGUGAAAAGUUGGUCAGGUCUGGUCUCAGCACUCAGCUCAGAAACCUCCAAUCUGAGAGAACUGCAUCUGUCAGUGAAAACACUGAAUCUGUCCUGGAAUAAACUAGGAGACUCAGGACUGAAGAGUCUCUGUGCUGUACUGGAGGAUCCUCACUGUAAAGUGGAGAUACUGAGGUUACGUAAUUGUGGUGUCUCAGAUGAAGGCUGUGCUGCUCUGACUUCAGCUCUGAGAUCAAACCCCUCACACCUGAGAGAACUGGAUCUGUGCUGUAAUAAUGUAGGAGACUCAGGAGUGAAGUGUCUUUCUGCUGUACUGGAGAAUCCUCACUGUAAACUGGAGGCACUGGGGUUGUGCAAUUGUGGUGUCUCAGAUAAAGGCUGUGCUGCUCUGACUUCAGCUCUGAGUUCAAACCCCUCACACCUGAGACAACUGGAGCUGUCAUUUAAUACUGUAGGUGACUCAGGAGUGAAGAGUCUAUCUGCUGUACUGGAGAGUCCUCACUGUAAACUGGAGAUACUGAGGUUGUUUAAGUGUGGUGUCUCAGAUGAAGGCUGUGCUGCUCUGACUUCAGCUCUGAGAUCAAACCCCUCACACCUGAGAGAACUGAAUCUGUCUGAAAAUAUAAUAGGAGACUCAGGAAAGAAGCUGCUUUGUGCACUUAAGGAUGAUGAACAUUACAAACUACAGACACUGAUGUGAGUGAUGUGAGGUUUUUAGAUAAAUUUUGGAAAAAAUACCAGAUUAAUUAUUGAACCUCAUUUUCAUUAGUUUCAUUUCUCUUUACUUCCAAUAAAUAUCAGAUUACCAGGUUAGGAAAUAAAACCAGUUUUAGAAAAUUACACUAUAUUCUAUUUAAUCUGAUGUUCUCUACCCUAACAAUAGGUUUUAAUGCUUUUUUGUGUUCAGUAAAGUGUGUUGAUUUAAAAUUAAUGUGAAGGCAGAAGACAGGCUCUACAAAAUGUUAUAAAUGAGUGCAUGAGACUAAUUGUAAAUGAACACCUCAUGUCCUUGUGACAGCCUGCUAUCUCUGACUUAAUACUGCUGCUUUUGUCUGAACAAGAUAAUUUCUGAUUUCCCUGUUUCUGAUAAGCAGCACACUUUCUUCUCAACUCUCUUUAAAGCAAAUUAAAAUGAUAUUUUUUACACCACAGAUAUUUGAUUUAAGCAGCAACUUUACUCACUCGAACACUUCUUCCAGCACCCUACCUCCACACCAUGUCUUCUGUCAUUCUUGUAAAAUUACCUCAGCGUCUUCAUAAAUAUAAAUGUAGAACAAGAGCUAACUGAUACAGUAGUGUUCAUUAUUUAAAAAAGCCCCAAAGCCUGUGAUGGGUAAAUAUCUUCUACUAUGAAAAGAUUCUACUAAAUAAGAUAUACUUCAUGCUGUAGUGAAAAUGCCUGGUUUGUAUUUCUGUUUCAUUUCUAAAUGUUCUGUGGGUUAUUAUUAAGAAAGUGGCAAUUCGCAUUGGUUAUCUAACUAUCUAUUCAGCUGACAGAUACGAUGAGUAAUACUUUACAAUGAUGUUGUAUUCUGUAACAUUAGCUAACUGUAUUAGUUUACAAAAGAUAACAGUAAACAGUUUUCUAUAACUUAUUAAGCCUGGUUAAUUUUAAUUCCAGCAUGCACUAAUGCAUUUGAAACAAUAACAGUAGUAUUUGUUAACAUUGUGCAUUAACCACAUAAAGCAUCCACUAAUAACCUCCCCGGUCAACUUAGCGCUGAACCAUGCAGAGUACGUUUUUGAUUUGCUCCAACUUCACUAAAUACAAGACAAAUGCCGUUCACACUGUAUGAACGAAUGUUCCCACCUUUUCCAGACUGCAAUACGCUUUUACCACAUCUCUUUUGUAGAUACACUUGGUAUCAUCCAGAUAAUGGAUAAGUUACUUCAGUUAAACAUUUAAUGUUCUGUGUGAAACAUUGUUGCCUGAAAGUCUUAUUUAAAGGGUCUGGUAAUGCCACUUCAUCAUUUAUUUUCAGUUUUUGUACAUACCUUAACUGUUCAAUUUUAGCAAGACCUAAAACUUUACACUGGUAAUUUUGUUUGUCUGGAUUUUAAAAAUGGCUCCACUAGAAAUGCUUCAGGACAUGUGCAGUAGCAUUGCAACAUGUUUGUUAUUGAUUAUGUCCUUGAAAUUGUCUAUAAUAUAGUUUUAAUGGUUUAAUUGAGUUUUUUUUAUUGUUUAUGUAAUUAGUAUUUUUUUAGCAUUGUAAAAAGAAUUUUUUACACAUGCAUACUGUAGAUAUUUUCCUUGUCAUGUCAACACACACAAACACACACACACACACACACACACACACACACACACACACACACACACACACACACACCCACCACACUCAAUGUCAAAUUCACAGUCAUAUGAUUACUGAUUGCACACACUUGGACCAGUACCAAACACUAUAGAUUCAGCACUGGUUCAGCUCUGUAUUCACACCUGAUAUUCCCAGCCUUUGUUCGAUUUUUGUUUGUUUUUUUGGAUUCACAUUUUGUGAUUUUUCCUUGAUCUCUGACUGUACAUCGCCUGACCUUGUGCCUGUCUCUCGACCUUGAAUUAUGGCUAGUGUUUUUGGAUUGGUAGUAUUUUAAUAAAAGCCAUUCAUUGCAAUCAU
Ictalurus punctatus (channel catfish) is the source of this 5046-nucleotide messenger RNA. Its product is annotated as NLR family CARD domain-containing protein 3. NCBI's taxonomy places the organism in Eukaryota, Metazoa, Chordata, Actinopteri, Siluriformes, Ictaluridae. The record is from RefSeq and is a predicted model, not a curated record. Gene Ontology annotation, molecular function: protein binding. The transcript is spliced from 10 exons. Bases 348 to 3131 code for a protein of 927 amino acids.